UCUGCGGCGGAAGCCGAUCCACGGCAGUGAGACGAAGGGCAGCGGUCAUCCGCGAGAGGAACCGAAGCAGCAGCCUUCGCUUUCGUUACCCUUUUUAACCUCCGACGACGAAGCGGGAGGAAGAGAUGCUUAUCCCAAGGAGCAGCAGCUGCUGCGCCCGUGCGCUUCGUCUAUCCACCCACCACCACGCCAUCCACAUGGCCGUCCCCUCCCUUCUCUCCUCCUUUUGCCAUCUUUUCCCCCGCGGUCACGGUUUCAAACCCUUCCCCCAAUUCCUCUCAUCUUCUUGCUCCGCUUCCCCUCUCUCUUCUCUUUCCUCCGUCCCCUCCCCCAAGCCCAACAAGAGGGUCAAGACACUGGUCGCUGCAGCUCUGCUCGAGAUCGGCGGCGUCAAGAUCGCCAAAGAUGACGUGGUGCGAGAGAGCGAUCCCACGAACAAUGUGCCUGACAAUAUCUUCUCCAAGAUCGGUUUGCAGCUCCACCGGAGAGAUACUCAUCCGAUUGGGAUCUUGAAGAAUGCCAUCUAUGAUUACUUCGACACUAAUUACGCCUCCAAGUUCGUCAAAUUUGACGAUCUUUGUCCCAUUGUUUCCGUGCAGCAGAACUUCGAUGAGGUUUUGGUGCCUGCUGAUCAUGUAAGCAGGAGUUAUAAUGAUACAUACUAUGUUAAUGCGGACACCGUCUUAAGGUGCCAUACAAGUGCUCAUCAGGCAGAGCUACUGAGGGAAGGACACAGCCAUUUUCUUGUAACCGGGGAUGUCUAUCGUAGAGACUCCAUUGAUUCAACUCAUUAUCCUGUGUUUCAUCAGAUGGAAGGGGUUCGCAUCUUCUCUCCCGACGAGUGGAAGGAUUCUGGAACCGAUGCAACAUCUUAUGCGGCCAUGGAUUUGAAGAAAUGUCUUGAGGGUUUGGCAAGGCAUCUUUUUGGUGCUGUGGAGAUGCGGUGGGUUGAUACUUAUUUUCCAUUCACCAAUCCAUCAUUUGAGUUAGAGAUUUAUUUCCAGGAGAAUUGGAUGGAAGUGUUAGGGUGUGGAGUGACCGAACAAGACAUACUCACAAGAAAUGGUAGGAAGGACUCUGUUGCAUGGGCAUUCGGGCUUGGGUUAGAAAGACUUGCGAUGGUUCUCUUUGAUAUACCAGAUAUUAGGCUUUUCUGGUCCACAGAUCAGCGGUUUACAUCACAAUUCUCAGAGGGCAAGCUUGGUGUUAAGUUCAAACCAUUUUCGAAGUUUCCUCCCUGUUAUAAGGAUAUUAGUUUUUGGAUCAGUGAUUCCUUCACCGAGAACAACUUAUGUGAAGUUGUUCGAGGAGUUGCCGGGGAUCUUGUAGAGGAGGUGAAGUUGAUCGACAAUUUCACCAACAAGAAGGGUAUGACUA
Musa acuminata subsp. malaccensis (wild Malaysian banana) is the source of this 1377-nucleotide messenger RNA. RefSeq names its product phenylalanine--tRNA ligase, chloroplastic/mitochondrial. Lineage: Eukaryota; Viridiplantae; Streptophyta; Magnoliopsida; Zingiberales; Musaceae. Gene Ontology annotation, cellular component: cytoplasm; mitochondrion. Gene Ontology annotation, molecular function: phenylalanine-tRNA ligase activity; ATP binding; tRNA binding. Gene Ontology annotation, biological process: phenylalanyl-tRNA aminoacylation. The record is from RefSeq and is a predicted model, not a curated record.